ACAAAACCCAAUGCCUUUAAGCCUCAUAAAUCCCCCUAUCCAAGGGAGUCUACCCAAACAUUAUUUUUUCCUAGUCGAGAAUGAUUUCCCCAUGCCAUAUCGAUCAGAUGAUUAAGGGGAGGUUACUACAACCAACUGUGCUGGAACUUGUAAACAAACUCUUGUUUAUUUUCCUGGAAGUGGAAGAGCUCAAACUUUCAAAAUAAAACAGAAAGGCUAAGAUAAGUUUAGAUCUAGUAUAGGAGUGUCUCGGCGGCUUAUGAUAUUGUUGUUUCUACGCUAUUUUCUACGACAUACGAGAGAGGACAUUAAAGGAUUUAGUGUGGCCAUUUGAAAUCUGGGUCUAUUUUUAAUUUUGGAGUCAGUGUCAGUGUCAGAUUUCGCAAUCGACGAAUGAUUAAACAAAGAUAUAAUCAUAGAGUCAGUGUUGCUGCCGGCAGUGAUAAGUGAUAUCUCAAUAUUUUUUUUUAAAGCUAGCCCUCCGAUUACGCGGAUGUAGAUCUAGAUUCUACACAAGAUUGUUUAUAAUCUAGGGGCUAACUAGAUAUCUAGAUCUAGAUCUAUAUUACUUCCUCAUUGAAGAAGAAAUCUCAUGUCGCAAAGAAUAUCAUGGGGUUUUUCAAAGAAGCCAGUGACCCCUUCUGCCACUGUCACAGUUCUCUCUCCGGAUCUUCUCAAUCUUUUAUCCAUGGAUAUUUCAAGUUCAAGCAGAUUGAUUGAUGACUUAACACAUGAAGAAGGAGAGCAUGAUGAUGGUUAUGUUGGAACUCUGAAAGAAAUAACAAAACAGCAUUGGAAGUCGGCAGAGAGCAGCAAAGCUUGUCAAAAUAAAGAGUGUCGUAAAGUCUUCUCUACUGUGCUUGAACGACCACAUCAUUGUCGAAGAUGCGGAGAAGUAUUCUGUGCGGACUGUCUCAAGUACAAACGUCGUCUCAACAAACUGGCCCACUUUGACCCAGAUGGAGAUCUUUACAAGGUUUGCAAAAGCUGCUUUGAGCUGGACAAAACUACCGAAGGUCAGGUACGAAACCACUCCAAGGACUUUGCGGCUCUUAGAACGGCGCACAAGUUUGUGAGCACGACCGAGGCAAAUGGUGCCGUGCCUUCCGCCCGGAGAUCUCAACUCGACUAUGACGUGGAAUAUGAAAGACUGACAAAGGGGUUUGCUGGAAGCAUCGGUAGCUCCGAGAUCAAGAAGACUCUGCAUGAGCUGAGAAGUGUGCUGUCCACCCCAGACUGGAUGAAGUCUAGUGUUUGGAUUCAAGAAAAUUUGGCCAGUUUCUGCCAGUUUUGCAAGGGGGACUUUGGUCUGAUGAAGAAGAAAGCGUUCUGCCGCGUGUGUGGCAAGUGUGUGUGCAAGUCAUGCUCCACCAAAGACUUGCUGGUCUACGUCCCUGACGGCGAGCGAGAGAAAGGCGUCAAGUGCUCCCCGAAGCUGGCUAUUAUUAAGUAUGUUGGAUGUCCAGAGGUGGAACCAGAGAUCAGCCUAUACCUCCGCGUGUGCAAACACUGCAAGGACAGACUGGUAGACAAACAGGUGCGACUGGAGGAGGAGGAGGAUCAGCUGUCCAACGGGCCCGACUUCCUGGAGGCCUUGAUCCGAGUGCACCAGAAGCUGGUGAAGGCCGAGCUGGGGGUCAAGGAUCAGCUGCCCAAGUACAGAGACGUGGUGGACUCUCUCGAGGACGGGACGCGAAGGACAAACUUACAGAGCAACACCAAGAUAUUGGCAAAGGCACAGGGAGAUCUGGCAGAUGUCCUGGCACAGCAUGUGACCAUCGUCCAGCAGCUGAAGAAACUGAAACCUCAGACGGAGACGCAGGCCUCGUUGUUGAAGACGUAUAUCAGGGCCAAGUGUGACUUUUACCUGGAGCACCAGGCUCAGUUCCGCGCUCUCAAGCACAAGCUCUGCGAGUCGGUUCCCGCCGAGAGCCUCGACUUCAUCCAGAGGAUAAUGGACAAAAACGCUAUAAUAAGCACACAUCUCUACCUGAGGCAGCUUGUCUACGAGACACUUCACCUGACCGACCGCCACAAGAUCGAGGACGAUCUGCCUCUCUUCCUGAUGGCGGUGGAGCAAAAAGUGGAAGAGGACGUAAAGGCCUGCUUAAAAAACUGCAAAGAAGACGUAGAAGAACACAUGAUGAUAGUGAAGGACAUGAUCAGGAUGCGAAUGAAGGAAAACAAGCUGAUCCGGCCCUCCCCGCGCCAGGUGAAGCAGCGAGGCUCGCGUCAUGUGCAUGAACUCAUGAACAGCCGCACAGAAGCCGUUCUCAACCAGGUGAACUUCCAGCUGCAGCUGGCCUCGGCCAUUCGAAGCUUCCAGGGCAGUAAAGAUUCCCUGGACGGCGCGCUGAAGGAACUGUCGGUCCGCCGAGAGACGGAGAAGUCAGAGGGUCAGGAGUUUGUCAUUGUGGAUAAGAUUGUGUGAGGGAGGGAGGGUGUGAGUGAGGGAGUGAGGGAUGGUUUUACCAGUCGCAAACUGUGAUCACGUUGGGCGCUCUUUUUUUUCUCUUUCUCUUUCUCCUCUCUGUUCUCUCUCUCUUUUUUUUCUCUUUCUGUCUCUCUCGCUGUA
Aplysia californica (California sea hare) is the source of this 2575-nucleotide messenger RNA. RefSeq names its product vacuolar segregation protein PEP7. Gene Ontology annotation, molecular function: metal ion binding. The record is from RefSeq and is a predicted model, not a curated record. The coding region runs from base 593 to 2431 and encodes 612 amino acids. Lineage: Eukaryota; Metazoa; Mollusca; Gastropoda; Aplysiida; Aplysiidae. The transcript is spliced from 13 exons.